UUAACGGCCUAUAAAUACAGCCCUAACGCCAUAUUAUACAUAAACAAAAAAAUAAGUAAAGAAAACAAAUCUCAGAGAAAAAAAUACAAAUCAUUCUUCUCGACGAUUAAAUAGCUUCUCCAUGGCCACCUCCGUCGACAACCGCCACUAUCCCAGCCUCACCUCCGCCAUGAACGCCGGUAUCUCCUUCAAACCUCCUCCCGUUCCUUCUCGCUCAUUCGACAGCCACCGUCACCAAAACGUUCAAACCGUCGUCAGAGAAAACGAGAACACCGACGGUUACGACUCAAGCGACGACGAGGACGAGAGCCACAACCGUAACGUCUCAUACUACAUGACAAUGGUUCACAAAUCCAACAGCGAUUUAGAGCCGUCGAUUCUAGACUCCCGAGACGAAUCCACGGCUGAUAACUGGAUCCACCGUAACUCCUCUAUGGUGCGUCUCACCGGAAAACACCCCUUUAACGCUGAAGCUCCUCUCCCUCGCCUUAUGCACCACGGCUUCAUCACUCCCGUUCCUCUCCACUACGUCCGUAACCACGGACCUGUCCCAAAAGCCGACUGGUCCGAAUGGACCAUCGAAGUCACCGGACUUGUCAAACGUCCGGUGAUACUCACCAUGGAACAGCUAAUCUCUGAGUUUCCUAGCCGUGAGUACCCGGUCACUCUAGUCUGCGCCGGAAACCGCCGCAAAGAACAGAACAUGGUGAAGCAGACGAUAGGAUUCAACUGGGGCUCCGCCGGAGUCUCCACCUCUCUUUGGAAAGGUGUUCCUCUCAGCGAGAUCCUCCGCCGAUGCGGUGUCUACAGCAGGAGAGGCGGAGCUCUCAACGUCUGCUUCGAAGGAGCAGAGGAUCUUCCCGGAGGCGGCGGGUCUAAAUACGGAACAAGCAUCAAGAAAGAGAUGGCCAUGGAUCCUGCGAGAGACAUCAUAUUAGCGUACAUGCAGAACGGUGAGCUUCUCACGCCGGAUCACGGGUUCCCGGUUCGGAUCAUAGUACCCGGUUUCAUUGGCGGGAGGAUGGUGAAGUGGUUGAAACGUAUCAUCGUCACGCCUCAAGAAUCCGACAGUUACUAUCACUAGAAAUUUUUUCCGGGCUACGCCCGGAUUUUUCCUCUAUAUUUUAGUUUUAUUUAGUUUAUAAUAGAGUUUGUAUUUGACUACAUAUUUUAUACUUAGACUGAAUAUCCUGUAUGAAUUAUCAAAUAAAUUUGCAAUUUUCGUAUUGUA
Messenger RNA from Brassica napus (rape), 1231 nucleotides. RefSeq names its product nitrate reductase [NADH], clone PBNBR1412-like. NCBI's taxonomy places the organism in Eukaryota, Viridiplantae, Streptophyta, Magnoliopsida, Brassicales, Brassicaceae. Gene Ontology annotation, molecular function: molybdopterin cofactor binding; oxidoreductase activity. Bases 122 to 1084 code for a protein of 320 amino acids. The record is from RefSeq and is a predicted model, not a curated record. The transcript has 2 exons.